AUGCUCAUUAUUGAUGUCAAUACGAGUUCCUUCAAUAAUGCAGCUACUUCCACUUCUCCCAUUUCUACUGCCACACCGAAUGGUGCAACAUUUUUAACCGGCAAUCAAUUGCAACAACAACAAAAAAUAAUUCCUUCCCAAAUUUAUACCGCAGUAUCAUCAUCACCCGCCUCUUCAACAACAACAACUCCUGUUAGUACACCAUCAUCUACCACCAUAACUUCUCCACCUGUCACUAAUGUUAAAAAACGCAAAAAUUCUAGCGUUAGAGAUGACAAGGGUGGAAAAAAGGCUAAAAAAAUUAGUGCUAAAAAACCGGGUAUAAAAAGUACUGAAAUUAAUUCACUACUGGGAGAAGUGUGGAGAAAUAUGUCCGAGGAAGAUAAAAAGCCCUACCUCCAAAUGAGGGAUACAGCAUUGGAACAGUACGAAAAGGAUUUGGCGAACGACGUAAUGUACCAAGAGGCUGUCAAAAUUGCUAGAAAAAUUUUAGACGGUUUAGAAACCGAUCUAAAUGAUCGUUGGUAUGAAUAUGAAUUACCAACAUCGCUAAAUAAUCUUGUAGAAAUCAAUUAUUCAAGCACAAAUACAAAUCCAUCCUUAUUUUUAAAAUGA
Molecule: messenger RNA, 615 nt
Organism: Entrophospora candida
Lineage: Eukaryota; Fungi; Glomeromycota; Glomeromycetes; Entrophosporales; Entrophosporaceae
Source: the annotation of a GenBank genome assembly